UUGCGUCGCUACGCGGCGCUACACAAUCUUUGAUUUAUAUCUCAGGACGUCUAGCACACGUUAUGUAUGUAUGUACACUGUACAUGUACGUCCGUAUACACAGCAGAAGUACAGUACAGCUGGACUUCCGAGCUUGGAGUGUACGUGCAGCGCCAGCGCUCGUCGGAGCGGCCGGUUGAUUAUCAUAGCACUCAAUUCGGCGGUGGAGAUCAGGCCACUAUGGAGCAGCAUAGUGAGGUGGUCUUCAUCCUCUCCGCUGAGGAGACAGAACUACUGAAGGAUGGCAUCAACCUCAUCAACAAGUCCGAGAAGGAGCGGUACAUCAUCUUCAAGGAUCCCACUGCAGAGAACACAGAGGAUGAGCCGGCAAGUGCCCACAUGUUCAAGGCUUGCCUGAACAGGUGCAAACACCAAGGGGGCACUUUCAUCAAGGAUAUCGAAGACGGGGACAAUUGUGUGUUACGCUGCACCAAACAUGGAUGGAAGUUAGAUGCAAAGACAAUGCGAUACGUGAACCCACCUGAUAGCUUCAGCCAAGAACAAUUAGUUCCUGAGUUGAAUGAUGAUGGCACCCUGAGCAUAGUGGAACUUAGGCCGCCCCAACCGUGGGAGACAGACAAGAGACCACCCGCUCCUCUCCGAGUUGGAGAAGUGCAGAUCACAUAUUUCACUCAUGCCUGCAUUGAGAUGAAAUUGGGAGGUGUCACCAUGUUCACUGACCCUUGGUUGACGGGACCUGCCUUUGCUCGUGGUUGGUGGCUGAUGCAUGAGCCGCCAUCUGAUUGGUUGGACAGGCUAGCCAAAGCUGACCUCAUUUACAUAAGUCACCUUCACUCGGACCAUUUAAAUUAUCCUACUCUUGAGCUGUUGUCUGAACAGAACCCAGACAUUCCUAUUUACGUUGGGGACACAUCCAUGCCGGUCUUUGUAAAGUUAAAACAGAGCGCAAUUACGCUGAACAACAUCCACGUUGAGAAGUUUGGUAGAUGGAUCGAGAUCAACAGAGAUCUGAGGUUCAUGAUCAUGAUGGAUGGAGUGCAUCCUGAUAUGGACACCUGUCUGCUGGUAGAUUAUAAAGGUCACCUAAUUUUAAAUACAGUGGAUUGUACCAAUCCCAAUGGGGGCAGGCUCCCCAAGAGGGUUGACCUGAUGCUGAGCGACUUUGCCGGAGGGGCGUCAGGUUUCCCAAUGACAUUUACUGGAGGAAAGUACACAGAGGAAUGGAAAGCACAGUUUGUGAAGCGUGAGAGACGCAAGUUGUUGUACUAUAAGAUGCAGCUAGUGCGAGAGGUUUCGCCAAUCGUCUAUUGCCCCUUUGCGGGUUACUUUGUCGAGGCACACCCUUCUGACCAUUACAUAAAGUCAACAAACCUUAAGAACGACCCCGAUGCACUCAAUGGGCUUAUCAACAAGUACUCACCUAACAUCAAGACUUGGAGUCCAAGACCCGGGGCCAUGUUGGACCUGCAAAAAGCCAUACAAGGAGAUAGUGACUACGUCCAGGAUCCUCCUCCAGGCACCAAGAAGUACAAAGACAGCUGGAAUUUUGAGAAGUACCUCAACGACAUCAACAAGAAUAUAGAGGACGAGAUCUUUGCCUACCCAGAAUGGACUCGAUUCUACUACCGAUGGACAGGCUUUAAGAACUACAACCUUGUCAUCAGAAUGAUCGAGCGAGGGGAUGAUUUCGAGCCUAUCCCUGGAGGCUACGAUUUCAUGGUGGACUUCUUGGGAGAGGAACCUACAUUCCCGACAGAGCGACCAUCUCGCGCGCACAACUAUCUGGAGAUGAAGAACCGCAUUGGCGUACACCGGGAAACAGUGAAAAAAGGUCUCUUCUGGGACAACCUGUACAUUGGGUUCUGCAAUCGCAUCUCUCGAGAACCAGACACAUUUCACUAUUUGUUCUGGAACCACAUGCAGAUUCUCCUACCGAGAACAGAACCAGACUGGGACGGUUUCUUGAAGGAGAUGAAGACCAGAGGGGCACAGAGAAAGGAUGUCUGGAAACCUAGCCAAGUAAUCACCUCCACUGAUCACUACACUCAGGGUAAUGGCACCACUGGGAUCGGCAGCCAUCACAGUUUUAGUGCAACUACAUGUAGUAACGGCUUUGGAGCUUACCCCUCUACAGGGGACCCACCCCUUUCCCCAUAUGGCAGUGCAGUGGUCAGGCACUGGCAAGGGGCACUGGUGAUAGGUGUGACUGCACUUGUCGUGGGCAUGGCACUGUGGAAACUGAAGGCCAAAUAGUUAGAUUUUUCAGCCUGAUAACCUUCCGUCUUGGCUGAAAGAGUAUGCUUCCUAAAUCAUCACUAAGUAGCUGAAACUACACGUCCUGGGAAUGUAAGUUGAUCAGCUGGUAGUAUUAAGCAUAAAACAGGGUUUUUUGAUAUCUGCAUCCAUGCAAAGCUACUCCAUGUCUUUUUAUGUGUCUGCGCAUUUGAGCUGAAUCCAGCUUUUUGCCUGAAAUGUACAGAAGUUUUUAAACACAAUCUACCAAGAGGCUUUACAAAGAUUUUAUUUUAUGUCACAAAGUGUGUGUUAUUAUGUCACUGCAAUGUAUGUCAUGAGUGUAUUCAUAGUUUUAUUUCAAAGUGCUGUCUGUAAUAUAUUUACCACAUUGUUGGGAGUUGUAAAUACCAGUAAGAGUUUAUUUCCUGAAUGCAGUGGUCCGUGUUUAUUCAGAAUGCCAGGUGUCAAACCUAUGGCAUUCACAGUUCCAAAUACAUGUAUAUGGUGCACUGGGAACCUCUCAGUACACAGAACCAUUGUUGCAAUGGGUCAUCCUUCCGGGACAUCCGGGAUGCUGUUCUUAUUCAGAACAUCUUGGAAAUACCAGAUGCAUAUAUUUCCAUAGCCCACCUGUGAUUUGGACUGAGAAAUUCCAUCACAAAAUCUAUUUUCUUGUGUAGAAUGCUAGACCUCUCAAGCUUUCUACCCAAGACAUUUUGACAGUCUCCCUUACAAAUCCUUUUGUGUGUGUCAUAUUAUCAAGAUUGUCAUUUUUCAUACCAAAGAUUUUUAAAUCCAUGUUUUUUAGAAAUGUUGAGCAGAGCUAUGUUUCAAGUACGAACCCUCUGUUGAUAGCUUUAUGACGGAUUUUACAUCAUAAAGACAUAAUCAAGAUUUUUUAAGAACAUUUGAAAUCUACUUAUGUGUAUUUUAAGUUUGGUCACAUUUUAAGUCAUUUUCUACUGGCCACAUAGAUUUAAUCAGUAUCAAAUUUUAUGUUGAGUCAAAAAUGCUCUUUCCUGCCAAGUUAUUUUUAUUUUAUUUUGGUCGCUGGACAAAAAUCCCUUCUGUGUGUCUGUGUUUUGUUUAUGUGCGAAAAAAAUUGUGUCAGCUCGAGGGCAGAUUAGAAAAAUCCAAAACAAAAGAGUUGACUGUCUAUGUCAGUUGAAAAAAAUAUAUGCAUUGACUUGUAACUUGGAAACAGGGUUAACAUUGAUCAAUUUUGUUUUAAUAAGCAAGCCCUUUUUGUCAAUAAGUCAAUACGGGCGUUUCACAGUAGUGUGCCAGUCACAAUGCAUGAAAUUUGUCGACCCAGUGCGUGUUCGGA
Messenger RNA from Acanthaster planci (crown-of-thorns starfish), 3562 nucleotides. RefSeq names its product cytidine monophosphate-N-acetylneuraminic acid hydroxylase-like. Gene Ontology annotation, biological process: CMP-N-acetylneuraminate metabolic process. Gene Ontology annotation, cellular component: cytoplasm. Gene Ontology annotation, molecular function: 2 iron, 2 sulfur cluster binding; CMP-N-acetylneuraminate monooxygenase activity. The record is from RefSeq and is a predicted model, not a curated record. NCBI's taxonomy places the organism in Eukaryota, Metazoa, Echinodermata, Asteroidea, Valvatida, Acanthasteridae.